AAGAAAGGAGAGCGCGCUGACCGAAGAAUCAAAUCUGUUCUCAGAUCCUAUGCCUGUUUGGUUUGAGGAUUGCAGCGCGUCAGGAAACAUCCUCAUAGGCACAGCUAAAGCUGGUCACACUAAUCAACUCGGAUAUAACACGGUAUUUGUGGAUAUGACAUUUAUCUUGGUCGCCAUGAAAAUCACUGGGCCAUAAAAGCCUUUACUUCAUAGCAAACAUGCCCACAAUGGCCGAGAUACCAUGGCCUCCCAAAUCUCCCCAUGAUGCUCUCGUGAGCUCGCCCGGCGGACGUCGAAAGUUUGAAGAAAUACAGAGACGAAAACACCUUGCUCGUGCGAACCUAGCAAGUCCUAGCAAAAGCAAAGCCAGCGAACUGUUGGACGAGCAUACUGAGUAUGCUGUUGAUGACGACGAUGAUGAGGAGACAUUACAGCUGAAGCUUGCAGCAAUUGAGGCCAGACUGAAAUUAAAAAGGUUAAAACAGCAGAAUGGGACAACAUCGAAGCUUACGCGCGCCGACGUGGACGGUGACGGUGGUCGCGGAGGACCCUACGAGUCGAGUGUUGGAGGGCCGUUUCUCGGGGAGAGAACAAGGAGGGCAGAAGAUCCGAACAAUGCAAAUGAUGUUCAAGUACCUCUGUCGCCAAUAAGAAAGUCGGCCAUUUCAAGAGAUCCAAUAUCCCCAAGACGAGUUGUCCUGGGCAUUGAUAAGGGCUUAAAGGGGAGCGAGGUGUCUCUGAGGCGGCCACCAGCAUCCAGGGAUUCUGCCAGACCGGGAAGCUCUUUUAGUGUCACCCGACCGAGUUCGUCUUCUCGAGCGGGUCCUACGAUGGUAUCGCAGAGCUUUCCGGCGUGUGACUCUCCAAAGAUUAAAAGUUUCAGCGAAAGACUUCGUGAGACCAAGUCACUCGACAAAGCCAAAUGGGAGAAAGCUCAACGCGUGGCACGAAGUCGGAGCACUGGCUUCACGGUGGAUAAGAAGGAAUUGGAAGGGUUCAAGGCGGCUGCUGAGAAGGCGGCAAGCCAAGCGAACGUCCCUCAAACUACGGAAAUGGAAAAUCACAAGUUCAGUCGGGCUGACAUCAUGCAAGCCUACAACCGCCCACGAUCCCCGCUACGUCGAGGCGGGACAGUUUCUACAAGUUCUGAUAGAUCUUCAUCAAGGGAUACGAAUACUUUGGGGCAAAGCAACUCUGUUCCUCAAACUAAAGAAGAACACGCAGAUUAUGAUCAGAGAACCCCUGACCCUUCCAAGUUCGAGCCCUUCUCUGGUCUUCACCUUUCCAAUCGCAUCUUACCACACUCGUACGUCUCCCGAAAAACAGAGACUAUGAAGAGACUACGCGUCCCUGAUUUGCUCAGGACCGUUAAAGGUCCCGAAUUUGAACUACCUGACACGGAUGGCGACUAUGUGGUGUUUGGCAUAGUGGCUUCCAAGUCUACUCCAAGGGAACACAAGGAAAAGAAAUCAGGAUCAGGCAAGGAGAAAGAUCCUUACGACGACGGUCUUAACAAUUCGAGUAAAUACAUGGUUCUCACGUUAACCGAUUUGAAGUGGAGUAUUGAUCUCUUUCUAUUUUCCACGGCGUUCCCCAAAUAUUACAAAAUGGCUCCAGGGACUCUUGUUGCAAUAUUGAAUCCAUCUCUUAUGCCUCCACCUCCUAACAAGAUCCACACAAAUGCCUUCAGUCUCACCAUAUCUUCCUCAGAAGAUACGAUCCUGGAAAUUGGAACUGCCCAGGAUAUCAGCUUCUGCAAAGCUGUAAGGAAAGACGGAAAAGUCUGCGAUGCCUGGGUUGACGGUCGUAAGACUGAAUUCUGCGAUUUCCAUGUAGAUAUCCAGCUACGAAAGACAACCGCAAAAAGGAUGGAAGUUAAUAGCGGUCCUAGUUUUGGUCAGGGUCCUCGAGGAGGCCGGUUUGGGAACCGGGGAGGUCGCGGUCGUGGCGGACAAGAGAACGGUCUCAGGAACGAGGGAGCUAUGUAUGAUCGGUCAACCGGAUCGACAUACUACAUUACGCCUUCAAUCUCAGGAGAUCCGGGUGGAGAUCCCUUUGGCCAUCGUUCAGCCGCUGGUUUAAUAGAUGCUGAUAACCCAUUCGCUGCUGGUGGUCACCUUUUCCAUCGCCGUGGUGAAAAUCAGAGUGACAGGUUUCGAAGACGGAUUGCAGACGAGGAAAGAGAACGCAAUAUAGCAAAGCGACUCGGAGAGUUGAAAAGUGUAGGCUCGGAAUACCUUCGUGCUCAGCAUAAUAAUAACACUCCUCGACCACCAGCCGCGUCUUCGUCUUCCCAAACUGCCAAAAACGAUGAUUCUCAAUCCGCCCGCGCAGCACUCGGACUUGAUAAACUGGCUAGACACGCCGGCAAUAUCAAGCUAGGUCGGAUCAGAAAACGAGAUUUUGAAACUAGUCAUGGUGCCGGAAAUAACAAUGGGAGGUCGUCGCCUGUAAAGAAGACAAGGUUUAUUACUGCAAAGGGGAUUCGCGAAGCUGGCAGAGAGAGUUUGGGAACAAAUCCGGGCACCUAUUCAGACGAUGACCUAGACAUUGUAGCAGAAUAGUGUCCUUUUAUUUCUUCCUGUAUAUACAUAUGUGCGACUUUUUAGCCUUUCAAUUGCUUUACGCGGGUGGGCUAGCAUUGACGCGGCAAUUGGCCGGCGGGCCAACGGGGACUUGGUGCAUAUUCAGACAUUGAUGGCAGUUCUCUUUUUGUUAAAUGAUUGUGAUGAUGCAUUGAUCAGACACUCAGA
Messenger RNA from Coccidioides posadasii C735 delta SOWgp, 2753 nucleotides. RefSeq lists its product as uncharacterized. Gene Ontology annotation, biological process: DNA replication initiation; DNA replication. The record is from RefSeq and is a predicted model, not a curated record. Gene Ontology annotation, cellular component: nuclear replication fork; nucleus. Gene Ontology annotation, molecular function: single-stranded DNA binding; DNA replication origin binding. NCBI's taxonomy places the organism in Eukaryota, Fungi, Ascomycota, Eurotiomycetes, Onygenales, Onygenaceae.